AUGAACUACGAACCAAAUUUGUCAGUUAGUAAUUUAGAUAUCGAUAAUAUUGAUAAGAUAUACGAGGGCUAUUCGGAAAACAAGCUGUACGCGGCCGCGCCCGUGCCCGACGCCGCUUGGCCCGCACCCAUGCCUGACAUGCCCAAGAUCAUCUCACUCGACGUCAAGUGCGAGCGCGACCUCAUGAAGGUGUACCUGGGCUUCGACAAGCCGUUCUACGGCAUCGUGUUCAGCAAGGGCCACUACAGCAACGUGAACUGCGUGCACCUGCCCGCCGGCCUGGGCCGCAAGGCGGCCACCUUCGACAUCAGCAUCCACUCGUGCGGCACCGCCGGCAACUCCGAGAACGGCCUCUACGGCUACGGCGCCGACUCCGGCUCCGGCACCUACUUCGAGAACAUCAUCGUCGUCCAGUACGACCCGCAGGUGCAGGAGGUGUGGGACCAGGCGAGGAAGCUGCGCUGCACGUGGCACGACCAGUACGAGAAGUCCGUCACGUUCCGGCCCUUCCCCGUCGACAUGCUCGACGUCGUCAGGGCUGACUUCGCGGGAGACAACGUCGGCUGCUGGAUGCAGAUACAGGUGGGCAAAGGACCGUGGGCUUCCGAGGUGUCUGGGCUGGUGAAGAUCGGCCAGACGAUGACGAUGGUACUGGCCAUCAAGGACGACGACUCGAAGUUCGACAUGCUGGUGAGGAACUGCAUGGCGCACGACGGCAAGCGCGCGCCCAUCCAGCUGGUGGACCAGAAGGGCUGCGUCACCAGGCCCAAACUCAUGUCGCGCUUCACCAAGAUCAAGAACUUCGGCGCCAGCGCCUCCGUCCUCUCGUACGCGCACUUCCAGGCCUUCAAGUUCCCCGACUCGAUGGAGGUGCAUUUUCAGUGCACCAUCCAGAUAUGCCGCAACCAGUGCCCCGAUCAGUGUUCCGAGGCGCCGCCGCUGGCGCUCUACGGGGCCGACACCAUCUACGGUAAACCGCGCCCGCCGCCGCAGCCCCUGGAGGCGUACCUGAACGCCGCGGGCGCGGCGCGGCCCCGCGACGAGCGUCGCGUGCGCCGGCAGCGGCGGGAGGUGCCGCCCCACGAAGCGCGCCGCCAGCAAGACGCCUCCGGCUCGACGCCGCCCCCGGAGAAGUCGGUGGGCGUGAACCGCGUCAUCCGCGUCGUGUCGACCGGCGACCUGACGUUUCCGCUGGACGAGGCGGCGGCGCGCCAGCAGGCCAUCCCCGUGGCCGAGGGCUCGACGGCGGGGGCGGGGGCGGGCCCGGACAGCGAGCCGGCGCCGCACCACCUCAUCUGCAUGACGACGCCCGGCUUCGCGGCGACGCUGGUGGUGCUGCUGGCCGUGCUGCUGGCGUCGUGCCUGGCGUCGGCUCUGCUGUGCGUGCGCCUGCGCCCGCUGCUCGCCGCCGCCCACAAG
Molecule: messenger RNA, 1419 nt
Organism: Schistocerca serialis cubense
Lineage: Eukaryota; Metazoa; Arthropoda; Insecta; Orthoptera; Acrididae
Exons: 7
Source: RefSeq, a predicted model, not a curated record